AACUGCACGACCCUCGGUGACUACAGUGAUUUGUACCUGAAGGUGGACGUUCUCCUUUUGGCCGACUUGAUGGAAAACUUCCGUGACCUCUGCAUGUCGACGUACAAUCUCGACCCCGUGUAUUAUUAUACGGCGCCAGGGUUUACGUUCGACGCCAUGUUGAGGUAUACGGGCGUCUCACUGGAGUUACUCACUGAUUACGAUAUGGUACUCUUUGUGGAACAGGGGAUUAGAGGGGGGUUGGUCCAGGCCAGUGAACAGUACUGUCGAGCCAACAACCCUAAAACGCCCGGGUAUGACGCCGAGAAGCCCCCGUCGUGGCUCGUCUACCAGGAUUGUAACAACUUGUACGGGUACGCCAUGGGAGAGUACAUGCCCUACGCGGGGUUCAAGUGGUAUGAGGGGGAUUUGGAUCGCUCUCUAGAGCUGUUGGACGGAAUGACUGACAAAUCCGACGUUGGGCGUAUCUACGAGAUCGAUAUCGCUUAUCCCGAUAACCUGCAUGACGCGCACAACGAUCUCCCCUUCUUACCACGAAAUGCCGUACCGCCGGGCUCAAAAGUGAACAAGUUAAUGGCUACGCUGGAGCGGUAAGAGCGGUAUAUAGUUCACUAUAGAAAUUUAAAGCAAGCCAUUGC
This is a messenger RNA of Aphis gossypii (cotton aphid), 638 nucleotides long. RefSeq lists its product as uncharacterized. The record is from RefSeq and is a predicted model, not a curated record. The coding region runs from base 70 to 594 and encodes 174 amino acids. Lineage: Eukaryota; Metazoa; Arthropoda; Insecta; Hemiptera; Aphididae. The transcript has 2 exons.